AGUAUAUUCAUUUGUGUUAAUUUUCGUCCUGAUUUACUCAAUUCUAUAAUAAUUUAAACUGUGUUUAUAAGUAAUAUCUACCAAAUUUCAUAUAUUGGACGAUCAUGGAAUAGCAGGCAAGGAAACUUUUGGGACAAGCGAUAACAAAUCAAUACUUUUAGAAAAAGACUUACCUAAAAGCGUUGACUCUGGCUAGCUUAUAUGUCCUUUGAUCUUAACAUUGAGACGCUUUACACUUUAAUACAAAUAGUUAACACUAUUAUCUAGGUAUGAAUGACAAGUAGAUUAUUUAAGAUUUCUUCAAACGUAAGUACAAUGUAUUUAGCGUUUAAAUACCGAUAUAUGAUCGAAACAAAAGUAUUCAUUAACAGCAUAACAGAUUAAGAAAGAAUUUACAUAUGUAGCUUAGAACAACAUUUUAUCUUUAGCCUUGAUUAAAGAAAAAGAAACACUGAUGUCAUAAUAUUUUAAUAAUACUAGAAUAUAAGAUUCAUAGGCAAUGUUACAUCCUAAUAAAAUAUUGGAGAAUAAAAAGAAAAAUAGCAGUAGCAAAGCUAUCAUAGAAUUAUUGCAUGGCAUAUUCUCUAUAACAUUUUUCCAUUAUGUACAGCUGCAUUUUAUUUUAUAUUGAACGGUAAAUCAACAGAAGAAUACUUAUUAGUUUAAUAAAUAUGAACAACUACAAGAUUAGGGAGCUAAUACAACAGCAAAAACUUCAAAAUUUAAUCAAAUAAUAGAGUUGCGCAUUUGAAGACAAUAUAAAGAAGCUUGAAUCAUAUAUAUCUUUUUAGCAUGCAUAACAUAAGAAUUAACAGUAAUGAUAUGAUGGUAUUGCUU
Messenger RNA from Paramecium octaurelia, 837 nucleotides. Lineage: Eukaryota; Ciliophora; Oligohymenophorea; Peniculida; Parameciidae. The record is from the annotation of a GenBank genome assembly.